Molecule: messenger RNA, 1359 nt
Organism: Parnassius apollo (apollo)
Lineage: Eukaryota; Metazoa; Arthropoda; Insecta; Lepidoptera; Papilionidae
Source: the annotation of a GenBank genome assembly
AUGCCACAGACAGUACCACGGUCCGGGUGCAGCCCGCCAUCGGCAUCUCAGGACGAGAGAACAGUCCCCGCUUCACCAGCGGAUCUUCAUCAUCUCCUGCGCAUAUUAGGCGCCGCCUCUCCUCCUGAACCGAUGUUGCACUCCCCUCCCAAUCCGCACGCGAAGCCCCCACCGCCAUACCCUGAGGAUAACAACAGCUUCUUAGACCGUCUGUACGAUUUUGAUAGUUACCCCACCCCGUCUCCUUCGUCUGAUGAAGGAUCGAUUCCCACAGUGGCAUUACAACCACCUUCCCCUUACAACUCCCUUCAAUACUCAAACGUUUACGUCAAAGAAGAACCGAACAGAUUGUCUGUACCUGAAUUUGCAUCACACUACCCUUUAUCACCUUCCGGAUCCUGCGUUUCGUACAGCAGUCAUAAUCACCAUUCGUCACCAGUGUCUCACCACGAGGAAUAUAUAGACAUUGAGGAGUUAUUGAAAGAGAAUCAAAUAUUACAAGAAAGCGUACAACAAACCUAUAUCACACCUAAACUCGAAGUUGAAGAGCCUAGGGAUCACAUUCUUUUGAGGUCUGCUUUAGAAGAUACAUCAUUCCAGAAACGACUUAACCUUAGACCUAUUCCUUUGGAAUUGGGCAGUGUCAAGAUGGAAGAUAGCAGCGGCGGUGCGAGUGGAACGGGUGAUGACGCUUUAGUAGCUCCGGAUAUAGACCGCGUGCUUUCAAUGGCAAUUGAACAGUCAAAACGAGACGUAGACAAUACCUGCACAGUGCUGGGAAUUUCGCCAGAUCCAUUACAAUGGAGCACCAGUGAUGUGAAAGCCUGGGUUAUGUUCACAUUGCAACACUUCAAUCUCCCUAUGCACCACAAGCUGGAAGCACGCUUGUAUGCUCAAUUGGAGAUCUGGAAGGCGGCAAGACACGAAGGCUGGAGACCAACCCCUUGGCCAGAGCACGAGCAGGCUUCGCCCAAACCUACGCCAGCUGUUUUACCGUCAGCUGAUGACAUGAGUGACGACGAAGAUUCAGAGACAGCAGUCGCGAGCGCAGUGUCUGCUGGAGGCAAGGCAAAGUCUGGCAGCACGCAUAUUCAUCUAUGGCAAUUCUUAAAGGAGCUUCUAGCCUCACCACAACUGCAUGGAUCCGCAAUUCGAUGGUUAGAUCGAAGUAACGGUAUCUUCAAAAUUGAAGAUUCAGUGCGUGUCGCUAGACUGUGGGGCAAGCGAAAGAACAGGCCUGCGAUGAACUACGAUAAACUGUCAAGAAGCAUACGACAGUAUUACAAGAAAGGCAUUAUGAAGAAAACUGAGAGGAGUCAAAGGCUGGUUUAUCAAUUCUGCCAUCCAUACUCCCUUUAA